Molecule: messenger RNA, 1063 nt
Organism: Tachyglossus aculeatus (Australian echidna)
Lineage: Eukaryota; Metazoa; Chordata; Mammalia; Monotremata; Tachyglossidae
Product: CD177 antigen-like
Exons: 6
Coding region: 164-919 (251 amino acids)
Cellular component (GO): plasma membrane; plasma membrane raft
Source: RefSeq, a predicted model, not a curated record
GACGGCGGGACAGGCGAGAACGAGGCACGGUGAGGAGGGAAAUUGGCUCAGAGGGAAGGGGCUGGACUGAGAAAGGGUCAUAUAAGAAGGCGCUGGAGGAAGGCAGAGGGAGAAACAGAGCCACAGCACCACCACCCCCCUCCGAGACCCCAGCUGCGGGACCAUGGCUCUCCAGCGCCCGAGCACCAUUCUGCUCCUCGGUCUUCUGGGAGUUACCCUGACGCUUCAAGGGGCUCGGGCCCUGAACUGUUACCGAGGGAACUCGUUCUACCUGGGGAAGGGAAUUCCAUCAAGGAGCGAGCCAUCGAACGAUACGUGCGAGUCCGGGAUGAGAUGCCAGGAAUCCGUAAUAAUCAUCCAAGCUGGACCCCAAGUGCUUAGUCUAAACAAUAAAGGCUGCACCUCCAGAGAGGUCCAGGAGCCCCAGGUCACCCGACACAUACGGCCACCGGGACUGGUUGUCACCUCCUACUCCCAAGUCUGCAACUCCGACUUCUGCAACAAUCUCAAAGACACCAGCCAGUUCUUCAGCGAGGCCGACCCCGGUGUCCCCUCCCCACAAGGGCUGAUGUGCCCCACCUGUGUGGGUUUGGGCACGUCCUGCUCCUCAGGCCUUGUCCCAUGCCCUGCCGGGACGAGCCACUGUUACGACGGGAACAUCAAUGUGAAAGGGAGCUUUUCUAGCGCUGUGAGUGUGAAGGGCUGCGUCCAGAAGAGCUGUCGGCUACUCCUCCCAGGCACCCAGGCCAUCGGGGAAUUGGGCACCCAGGAGUCACUGACAAGCUGCUGCCCUGGGGGUCACUGUGAAGCCAAACCCCCGACCCAUCUCCCUCCCACAUCAGUCUCCUCCUCCACCUUCCACCAUGGCCUGGCCUGGUUGGUGGUGGGGCUGACCCUGCUCUUGUCCCUGGUACCUUGAGAGGGUUUCCCCCUUCCCUGCCCUCCCAGAUCCUCACGCUUCCCGAGGACCCUCUGACUCUUGCCCUCCUCGGUGCUGCCCGUGUUUUGGCGGGGUCCUACUCCCCCAAUCCCUUCGCCGCUAGUCACCAAUAAAAGCCCCCGA